Molecule: messenger RNA, 1967 nt
Organism: Capsicum annuum
Lineage: Eukaryota; Viridiplantae; Streptophyta; Magnoliopsida; Solanales; Solanaceae
Product: plant-specific TFIIB-related protein PTF2
Exons: 1
Coding region: 198-1778 (526 amino acids)
Biological process (GO): transcription preinitiation complex assembly; DNA-templated transcription initiation; transcription by RNA polymerase III
Cellular component (GO): transcription factor TFIIIB complex; transcription preinitiation complex; nucleus
Molecular function (GO): RNA polymerase III general transcription initiation factor activity; RNA polymerase III type 3 promoter sequence-specific DNA binding; TBP-class protein binding
Source: RefSeq, a predicted model, not a curated record
AACUGAAACCAUCAAUAGGCACUCACACCUCGGCCAUCCGAACAUUUCCGCUUAAAAGCCCAAUUAUUCAAAUCGGGUCCCCUUAAAAGCCCAAUCCCCUUUUCCUCCCAAUUUCAAAAUCCCUAGCCAAAUUGAAAAACCUCCACUGACAUCCUUCUCCUCUACGCAGGGUGAAAAUCCACCAUUGCUGAUUUUGAAUGGACAAUUCUCGUGCCUGCAACAGUUGUGGAAAGCGAACUAUCGGUUCAGAUUUAGAUACAGGUCAUGCCGUCUGCACAUCAUGUGGAGUUAUUCAAGAAUUCGAUAAUUACAAUCCUCAAAUUGGUGGAAUUUCUGGCCCAGCUGGAACAUACAUUCGCGCUGGAACUUCUGGUACUGGAACCCUUUAUAAUUACAAAGAAACUAAAAUCUACGAAGCCCAGAAAGAGAUUGAAGUGUUAAUGUAUCAAUUAGGAUUUUCUCCUAAGAAAUCUGAAGAAGUAAAGGCUAUGGUAGUGAAAAUUACUGAAGGAGAAUAUGGGGUGGGGAGAUGGUUUACGGUGUUGAUUGGUGCGUGUGCGUAUGUUGUAAUGAGGCUAGAUGUAAAGCCGUUGGCCAUCGUUAAGGUAGCUAAUGUAGUGGGGUGUGAUAUUUAUGAAUUGGGUAGAAUGGUUUAUAGGGUUGUUGAUUUUCUUGAUUUGAAGUUGCCUGGAUUCGACAUUGUGGAUUCGUUUGAGUAUUAUCUUAGGAAUGCUCCGAGUUUUAGUGGGGUUGAUCAGGAUGUGAUUGGGAAGAUGUUGAAGCAAGGUGUGUUUUUGGUGCAGUGUUUGGUUAAGUGGUACGUGACAACGGGGAGGAGACCGUUGCCUGUUGUGGCAGCGGUUUUGGUGUUUGUUUCGCAGUUGAAUCAAAUUGAGGUGAAGAUUGAGGAUGUGGCAAAUGAGUUACAAGUGGCGGUUGUUACUUGUAGGUUGAGGUAUAAGGAGCUUUUAGAGAGGCUCGUGAAGGUUGCUCGAGGUUUGCCUUGGGGUCAGGAUGUUACGGUUAAGAAUAUUAUGAAGCAUGUGACGUUUGUUAUUCAAUACAUGGAGUUGAAGUCAAUGGCAAAGAAGAGCGAUAAAAGGAAGUGUUUUGAGGACGCGGGGUUUGAUUUGGAUUACUUGAUUGAUGAUUGUUUAAGCAUCGACACUGAUUAUAAUUUAGAUGUUGCUGACACCGAAAAUGAGUCACAAUACUUUCAGAUGGAUCGUGCAUCAAGGUUGAGUAUUGAAAGUGCAAAUAAAUUCCAAAUGUCACAAGAGUGUUUGGCAAUGAUUUAUUCGAGGAUUAAGAAUGAAAUGUAUGUAGUGGAGUCUAAGAACAACAGAAAUAAUAACACUAGGAAAAGGAAGAGAAGGUACGACGUACUUCCAUACGUAGAAUGGUGGAAGGGCGAAUCAGAAAUGAGCAAAAAACUUUUAGUGAAGGAUAUAGUGGAGAAAGAUGUGGGCUUGAGUGCUAUGCCUCCUUCUUAUGAUGGUGGUUGCUUGGCAUAUGAAAGGAGAAAAGAGAGGAUAAAGGCUGCAAAAUUUCGAAUCCAUAAGACAAUGUAUCCUUCCAAUGCUGGUGCAACUGAUAAGAUUGAACUAUGCCCCGUCGAACAUGCAAAUGCUGGAAAGAAAAGGAGAAGGAAGAAGCAAGUUGAUGUUGAUUGGGAGGACUUUAUUAUUGAGACCCUUCUCCUUCAUCAGGUGGAAGAAGAAGAGAUAGAGAAGGGGUAUUAUAAAAACCUGUUGGACUUGCAUGUUUUCAACUAUUGAAGAUCUAACCGGUUAGAUCAAAUUAUUAUGUCGAUUUAUGUAAUAAGAAAAACUAUUGCAGAGAAAGUUUCUUUACGUUUCUUUGACUGAUCCUGUGAGAGUAUAGGAGAUUUGAGUUUCAUAUUUUUGCUGUAAUGAGAGAAAUAUACUUAUGGAAUAUAAACAAAUAUGUUCUGUUUCUUCGGUUCC